Molecule: messenger RNA, 4145 nt
Organism: Vigna unguiculata (cowpea)
Lineage: Eukaryota; Viridiplantae; Streptophyta; Magnoliopsida; Fabales; Fabaceae
Product: filament-like plant protein 7
Source: RefSeq, a predicted model, not a curated record
CUGUUUUAGCAGUUUGCAACUAGUGUACUUGUCUUUCAACCUUUUUUUUCUUCCAUUUCAAUUGUUGUCAUUGUCUUAAUAUGUUGUCUGGUGCUUUUUAGAGUUAUACACUGUUUGCAUCUGCCAUGAACACUGGGUAUGAUUACCUUUUUAAGAGCAUUCUUAGGACACACUAACUAAUGUUGCCAUGUUAAUGCAGAAGCAUGGAUGUGUGAAAAUGUGUUAGUUCAAGUAUUCAUGCUCCCUCUUACGCAGAUUUUAUUUCAGAUUUUUCGGUUUCCGUGUUUGUUUAUUUUCUCGAUUCUUAGUUCAUGUUAGAUAGUUCAGCAUUAUCAACCGAGUUUUGAAUUUAACCAAGAAAAAAAAAAUGAAUGGGUAUUGAGUACCAGAUUUCAUUGGUGGGUCUUCUAACUUCCUGAAUAUCUACAGAACGAAGAUCAAUGAAGUAUGUUAGUUGAUAAAGUACUUCCAAUAGAUUUAGGUAUGUUGAGUGAGUUUUUACUUUUUGGCAAUUCAAAGCUAAUUUCCGCUUCUUCCGGUCAAAAGGUUAGCCAUAAAGGAUGAGCUUUCACAAUGCUUCAAAUUAUUGAUAAGAUGUCAGUAAAACUGUUCAUCAACAGUGGAGUUUUUCUCGCUUACUUCAAGUUAUUUUAAUGGGUGGAAUGAAUCUUGAACUUUGUGAAUAUGUAACCUGAACCCAUAUUUCUUUGGUUUAGUCCUCUUUUUAUUUCUGUUGUAUUGAAACCUUUAGGAACAGAUAGAGAAACUGGUGUAGGAAAAGAAAUUACUUUUAUUGAUUGUUACCAUUCAAUGGCAUGAAAAAUCUCUCUUGGUUCGUGAAUAGUACCUGAAAUCAUGAACCACAAGCCAUGGCUUUGGAGGAAAAAAUCUAUGGAGAAAACAAUCUUUACAGGGGACAAAGAUGUCAGUCCUUCUAGACCCAUUGAAGAAGAGGUACACAAACUUCCAAUAACUAAAGAAUCUGGAUCCGAAAGAUCAUCAAUAAGUCUAAAUGAGAAGUUGGCAACAGUCCUUCUUGAUUCUCAUUCUGGAGAUGACCCUUUAGCAAAACAUGACCAAAAGUCUCAGCAGGAAAUUAGAGGCAAGGACAAGACAAAACAGAAAGUAAAAUCUGCUGAACACUUAGAUGAAAAAGCGUCUUCUGUGACUGUUUCUCCUGCGGAUGCAACAUUCAAGGAACCUUUGCAGCCACCAAGCUGUGUUGAAGAAGAAGAAGAGAAAAAGUUGAGUGGUGCCAUUCCAAAGAUAGCAAUAGAGGAUGAGAAGCUUCAGAAAGAAUUGGAAGAGAAGUUGAGGAAAACAAGUAAAAUGAUAGAUGACCUAACUUCCGAGAAUACUCAUCUUGCUAAUGCCUUGCUAACCAAGGAAAAAUCAAUUGGGGACCUAGUAAAAUGUAAGCAAGAAGCAGAUGCUGAAUUUAGUACAUUGAUGACAAGAUUAGACACCACAGAAAAGGAAAAUUCUUUUCUAAGAUAUGAGUUUCACGUGCUGGAGAAGGAGCUUGAGAUCCGGAAAGAGGAGACUGACUAUAGCCGUCAGUAUGCAGAUGCCUCUCAUAAACAGUACCUUGAGUGUUCUCAGAAAGUGUCAAAGUUAGAAGCCGAGUGUCAAAAACUCCGUCUUAUGCUACAAAAAAGACCACCUGGUUCUGCUGGUAUGGUGAAUAUGAAGAAUGAAGUUGGAAUGGUGAGAAGAAAAAAGUCAAAUUCCAACAGGGAAUUGAUCUACAAAAACAAUGAUGUUGGAAACUCUACUGAUGUAUCUGAGAAAAGUUUGGCCUUAAUGAUCAGACGCUUGCAAGAUCUGGAUGAGGAGAACAAGGCUCUCAAAAGAAUUUUAACCAAGAAAAACUCUGAACUGGAAUCUUCUAGGCUUAUGUAUGCUGAAACAGCUUCCAGAUUAUCACAGGCUGAGAUUCUACUUAGAAAGGUUUCUGAAAAUCAGAAGUGUAUGGAGCUAGCUAGGUGUUAUCCCACAUCAAAUGAACUUCCUUUGAUGUCGAAUUGUGACAUUUAUAGUGAUGAUGAGGCUACCUCUUCUGGAUCCUGGGCGAAUGCUCUUAUUUCAGAACUUGAACAUUUAAGAACUUCAGAGGCUAAAGUUCGUAAGAGCACUAAAGCCACUGAAGUUUCAGACAUGAGUUUCAUGGAUGAUUUUGUUGAGAUGGAAAAACGAGCUAUAGUUUCUAUUGAUACACCUAAAGGAGGGUGCUUCUCUGAUACAAGUGGUAGGGAGCUAGUGCCAGUUGAACAAGAUCUUCUUGGCUUCAGUGAGAGGAAAAAGGAGAUACAAUUCAAACAUACAACUGAAAAAUCAUUUGACUGGCUUCAGAUUGUUUUGAAUGCAAUCUUAGAGGAGAAAAACUUAUCAAAACGAGGUCUUCAUGAACUGUUUGAUGACAUAAAAAUUGCUUUGGAUUGUAUGAAUCACCCAACUACUUGUAAACCUGAUACAGAAGCAGAAAGCAAGCAACACUUAAGUUCUAAUUUGAGAAAGUCAAUCCACAGGAUUAUCAACCUCAUUGAAGGUAUUGCUCCAAAGCCAUUUAUGUGCAACAAUUGUUUAGAUUGCUUGGGGGAGAAUAAGCAUUCAGACAUAUCCCAGUCACCAACACCCAAAGACUAUUUUGUUCAUGUUUUCCAAUGGAAGGUAACAGACUUAAAUCCUCUCCUACACCAACUUGUUCAUACCUGCAAAGAUUUGUUAUCAGGAAGAGGUGAUUUUGAAAGUUUCAUUGAGGAAGUAGCAUUUGCUUUGAACUGGAGUGUUAAUAACUGUGCCACCUCCACAAAUGCUGCAAUUGCAAGGGAUAGGAUCAAGAAGCAUUUUAGCAAUCAUUUAUCACAAAAUGAAAAUAAAGUAGAUGAUGAAGAUAAACAGUCUUCUCAAUCAGCCUCAUAUGCAUAUCAAGAAGAUCAGUGUGAGCUCUUCAACACUAAGAAUAGUCAGUGUGAUCUCCUUGAAGAUAUUAGGAAGUUAAAAGAUGAUUUGAGGAAUGCAAAAUCUGCGAAGAAAGACUUGGAAGAGAAGCUGAUGUCAGCAACAGAUGAGAGUCAGAACUUGACAAAACAAUAUCAAGGAGCACAGAAUAACAUCAAAGGUUUAGAAUCAGAAAUAGAGACACUGAAAGAUCAGAUUGAGAAACAAAAGAUCAUAAAUGAAGAUCUUGAUACACAGCUUACAAUGGCUCAGGCUAAGUUAAAUGACAUUUUUCAAAAAUUUUCGUCCUUGGAAGUUGAAUUAGAGGAUAAAAAUAACUCCUGUGAGGAAUUAGAAGCGACUUGUCUAGAACUUCAACUCCAAUUGGAGAGCAUUGCAAAGAAGGAAUCUCCGACAUAUGGCAGAUACGAUGUAGAAAAGAUAUACCAAACUGGCUGGGAGAUCACAACAGCUUCAUCAAAGUUGGCAGAGUGUCAAGAAACCAUCUUGAACCUCGGGAAACAACUCAAGGCACUUGCUUCAUCUAGUGAAGUAGCCCUUUUUGACAAGGUUGUCUCUACAACUAGUACUGUGGCCAAUCCAACCCAGAAGAAGAACUUGAUCAAACGAUCCUCUCUACGCAAUCAAAUGCAAGCUGAGGAUGAAGCUAAAGGAAUUAUCCAUAAGUCUUUCCAAACUGAAGAAACUAGCAGAGAAAAAGAUGUGCACAUGCCACCCCUUCUUCAAUCUGAAACCGGAAAAUCUCUGCAAAGUCCUAAUGACUUAGUUAAUUCUCCAGAAACAAGUUCCACUUCAGAGAAAAAUGAUAGAAACAAAGGCACAGGAUCAAUGGCAAUUGUGGCAGGUAAAAAACAAGUAGGCUUUGGUUUCCUGAGAAAGUUGCUGUCAAGACGAAAGAAAGGGAGGACUAAGGGAACCAAGUUAUUAGCCAAAGCAUGACUGAGAAGGAUCUUGUAUAGAAUAUUUAUUAAGACAUGGUUAUGGUGUAAUAUGUUUUUGUCUGUUGAUAGAUUCUAAUGCAACAUGUUUUAUCGGUUGGCAAUGGGCUUCUUUGAUUGGAGAUGAUUGAGGUUGGGAGUUGAGACCCAAACAGUGAGCGCAAAAGUUUGGUUUUGUAAAUAUAACUGAUGUAAAUAUUCAUUGGUAUUUGAGGUUAAUGUUGGAAUGUUUUGUUUCCUUUUAAA